GUCGUGACGUCCUGGGUGUCGCGACGUGGUGGGUAUCACGGUGCCGUGGGUGGGUAUCACGAUGCGCUGGCUAUCGUGAGAUAGCGAGUAUUGUGAUGGCAGGAGGUAUUGCAGCACCAUGGUGGGGUAUUGUGACACGGUGCUGGCGCUGGCGCUGGUGACGGUGUCGACGGUGCCGCUGCUGCAGGCGUUGGGGCGGCGGCUGCUCUCCAUGGCCUCGGGCCCCCGCGACCCCGGUGACCCCGGUGACCCCGAUGUCCCCUACGUCCCUGGCAGCCUCUCAGCCGCCUUCGUCACCUGCCCCAACGAGACGGUGGCCAAGGAGCUGGGCAGGGCGAUGGUGGAGAAGCGACUGGCCGCCUGCGUCAACAUCCUGCCCCACGUCACCUCCAUCUACACGUGGAAGGGGAAGGUGGAGGAGGACAGCGAGGUGCUGAUGAUGAUCAAGACCCGCAGCUCCAAGAUCCCAGCGCUGGCCGAGUUCGUGCGGUCCGCCCACCCGUACGAGGUGCCCGAGCUGGUGGCGCUGCCGGUGGCGCAGGGGAACCCCCCGUACCUGCGGUGGGUGGGGGACAGCGUGCCCCCCUGAGCGCCCCAAAACCGGGGGGACAUGGGGGGCACCCCAAAACCG
Grus americana (Whooping crane) is the source of this 631-nucleotide messenger RNA. It is a transcript of the gene CUTA, whose product is annotated as cutA divalent cation tolerance homolog. The transcript has 6 exons. NCBI's taxonomy places the organism in Eukaryota, Metazoa, Chordata, Aves, Gruiformes, Gruidae. Bases 119 to 589 code for a protein of 156 amino acids. The record is from RefSeq and is a predicted model, not a curated record. Gene Ontology annotation, molecular function: copper ion binding. Gene Ontology annotation, biological process: response to metal ion.